AUGCGUGACUUUACGGAGCGGUGGCCCAUAGGGCCGUUAGAGAAGGGUAUCAUUACUGCCGCUCUCGAACUCGGCUCCCUUAUGGGUGCGCUUGCGGCUGGGGUGCUUGCCGACCACUGCUCGCGCAGAAUAUCUAUCCUGGUCGCUUGUGUCGUAUUUUGCAUAGGGUCCACAUUCCAAUUUGCUGCGGAGACACUGUUUCAACUCACCCUCGGCAGGGCAGUGGGUGGUCUCGGAGUGGGUGCAUUGAGGUACUUCUUACAACUCCACGUCGCCAUUCCCGAGUUGAAUCGAUCGUCCAGUAUGCUUGCGCCUCUGUAUAUGGCGGAGAUCAGCCCCCCGGAGGUCCGUGGUUCACUCAUGGCCCUGGAGCAGUUUGCGAUCGUCCUCGGCGCUGUGUUAGGUUUUUGGACGGGCUUCUUCACGCGCAAUGUCUCUGGUUCAUCCUCCUGGCGUAUACCUCUUGCUAUACAGCUGGGACCUGGAAUCUUGCUAGCUAUUGGGUGCCUGUUCCUACCACCGUCUCCGAGGCUGCUCGUGAUGCAGGGUAGAACGGAAGAGGCCCUCAGCGCGCUUGCGACCUUGCGCCGACGUAGUCCUGAGGAGAGUAUUUCGGACCCAUUACUACAGAUUGAGCUAUUAGAAAUGAAGACGGAAGCAGCGUUGAUCGCGCGAGCAGGUACUGGCAGUGAAAGGGACUUGCGAGAAUUCGAAGGCGGCUUGUUGAGAGCAGAGGCGCGAAGGUGGAUGCGCUUGUUCGGGCGAAAAUACCUCAAGCGCACUGCCAUUGGAAUCAUGAUGAUGUUCUUUCAACAAUGGAGCGGGAUAAAUGCGCUCCUAUAUUAUGGUCCCACACUUAUGCAUUCGAUUGGGUUACAAGGAGAUAUCGUUACACUUAUGGUAUCUGGUGGGAUUGGAAUCGUCCAGUUUCUUGCCGUCUUGCCUGCAAUCAUAUUUAUUGACCGAUCAGGUCGAAAGACACUAUUACGGGGCGGAAGUGUCGUUAUGGCAUUUUCCCACUUCUGUAUCGCAGUGCUAAUCUGGCAAUACGAAGACAGUUGGGCGUCUCAUUCUCUUGCUGCAUGGAUCUCUGUAGGAUGCGUGUACUUGUUCACCGCUGCGUAUGGGACAAGUUAUGGCCCUAUCGGCUGGAUUCUUCCUAGCGAAGUGUUCCCGUUGUCCGUACGCAGCAAAGGGGUAUCGUUGUCGACUGCAUCAAAUUGGCUGAAUAACUUCCUCAUAGGUUUGAUUGUCCCAGGACUCGUAGAGUUUUCCGCUUCAGGCACUUUCCUUGUCUUUGCGACCGCAUGUUUCUGCGGAUACCUCUGGUCAACCUACACCGUACCAGAGACAGCGAACGUCUCGCUUGAGGAGAUUGAUGCUGUGUUUGGCUCCUCGGCGGGACAAGAAGAUGCACUGUUAAAGCAACAGAUUGAGGAGGAGUUGGGCUUACACAACCUCGUUCAACAAUGGGGUCUUUCUACCAUUCGAGAAUGA
Fibroporia radiculosa is the source of this 1497-nucleotide messenger RNA. RefSeq lists its product as uncharacterized. Gene Ontology annotation, cellular component: membrane. The record is from RefSeq and is a predicted model, not a curated record. Lineage: Eukaryota; Fungi; Basidiomycota; Agaricomycetes; Polyporales; Fibroporiaceae. Gene Ontology annotation, molecular function: carbohydrate:proton symporter activity. Gene Ontology annotation, biological process: carbohydrate transport; transmembrane transport. Bases 1 to 1497 code for a protein of 498 amino acids. The transcript has 13 exons.